AUGCUCCGGGUGUGGUCGCUCGCUCAAAAGGCUCAGGCGCCAUGUCGCCACAUACACACUAGCGUACCCGCACCAGCUGCUGCAGCGCAGGCUGCCAGCACUUCGACGUCGAGCAAAUGGUCGCCCACGUCGGUCCGCACCGGUGUGCUCGCGCGCAAGCGCGGCAUGACUUCCAUCUGGGAUAGCUUUGGCCAGCGUGUACCCGUCACUGUGUUCCAGCUCGAGAAUUGCCAAGUGACGGCGAACAUCAAGACCGUGCGGAGGGACAAGAGCGAGUACCACGCCGUCCAGCUGGCUGGCUCGGACCGUUCCGAGAAGAACACGACGGCGCAGAUGUUGGGGCACUUUGAGAAGGCGGGCGUUGCGCCGAAACGGAUAGUGAAGGAGUUCGAGGUCACGCCGGACGCGCACUUGCCAAUAGGCACGACUCUUGCUGCUGCACAUUUUGUACCGGGGCAGUAUGUGGACGUGACUGCGAACACUAUCGGAAAGGGUACGCAGGGUGGAAUGAAGCGCUGGGGUUUCAAGGGUCUCCGUGCAAGUCACGGUGUCUCCAUCUCUCAUCGGUCUGCCGGUUCUACUGGUGGUCACCAAGACCCCGGUCGCGUGUGGCCCGGCAAGAAGAUGGCCGGAAAGAUGGGCAACAAGAGGAGAACAGCCCAGAAUCUCUACGUCGUCCGCAUCGACAACGCGCUCGACCUCAUCUUCGUCAAGGGCUGCGUCCCCGGUGUCGACGACGCCCACGUCAUGAUCCGCGACGCGCGCAAGAAGCUCCAAGCCCUCGGCGCACACGCGCAGGCGAAGGGCCUGUACGAGAAGGUCCUGCCCCGCGCUGUUGAUGAUUUGCCUUUCCCGGCCGGCACGAAGGAGCUCGCUGCCACAUUACCGGAGAUCGUGGAGGCGCCGUCUGUGCGCAUUACCGACCCGUUCGUUCCUGCUACCAGUUAA
This is a messenger RNA of Peniophora sp. CBMAI 1063, 948 nucleotides long. The record is from the annotation of a GenBank genome assembly. NCBI's taxonomy places the organism in Eukaryota, Fungi, Basidiomycota, Agaricomycetes, Russulales, Peniophoraceae.